AGCGAAAAACUCUGUCAUCGUCAUCGUUCAUUGUCUUCACAUUAAUUGCUUGAAAAAGAAAAAAGGCCGGAUUAACUUUAAUAUAAGUAGAAAAUAAAUAAGUUUUAAACGAAAUCAGUGGAAACCAAUGCCAGUUACAAUUGUCGUGCAUACCCAUAUACACACACAUACGGAAUAACACAAGUUGCGAUAGCAUACAAAUAACAACAACAUCAUCAAAACCAAACACUGCCCCAAAUUCGUGAAUCACCAACGAAAUUAUGGAACAAACACAGAUUACAGAUGCGGAAAAGGUGCGCAUUGUCUCCGACUUUAUAUUGCAUGCACCGCCCGGUGAAUUCAAUGAGGUCUUCAACGACGUCCGCGAGCUGCUUAAGAACGAUGCCUUGCUGAAGGAUGGCGCCAGCCACGCCUUCUCCCAAUACAACAAGGACCAGUUGACGCCAGUGCGGGUCGAGGGCAGUGAACACAACGCGAUCAUCUCCGAAUACAACGAUUUGGGGAACGGUCGCUUCUAUGAUCCUCGCACUAAGCAGUCCUUCAAGUACGACCACCUACGGAAAGAGGCGUCCGACUACCAGGAUUUGGAGGCCGAUGCCAGCGCGGAGUCGUGGCGCGCUGCCCUGGACCUGGCCACCCUUGCAUAUACCGCCAAUCACUACAGGCACGGCGUAAGCUCCGUGUUUGGCAAGUCGCAAGGCAACCAGGUAACGCUGACUGUUUGCAUUGAGGACCAUCAGUUUCAGCCGAAGAACUACUGGAACGGCAGAUGGCGUUCGCAGUGGCAUGUCAGUUUCCAGGCUGGCAGCGGCACGGCGGAAUUGAAGGGCGUGUUGAAGGUGCAGGUGCACUACUACGAGGAUGGCAAUGUUCAGCUGGUGUCGUCAAAGGAUUGCCGUGAGAGUCUUGUUGUGUCCAACGAACAGCAAUUGGCCAAUGAGGUUAUACGUCUGAUCGAAGAGGCGGAGAACGAAUAUCAGCUAGCCAUUUCGGAGAACUACCAAACCAUGUCGGACACCACGUUCAAGGCGAUGCGCCGACAGCUGCCCAUUACCAGAACUAAGAUCGACUGGAGCAAAAUCGUUUCGUACAGCAUUGGCAAAGAGCUAAAAACGCAAUAAGACAAGGAGCAGCAAGCGGAAGCCGUAGGCACGCCAGCCAACCCGUUGCCCAUGGCAGUGCUGGCGCAGUCACAGAUAAAAAGACCCAACAGUCUUCCACUUGCAAUGGCAAAGCGUGAAAAGUGAGCCGGAAAAGUCGCAGCAAGAACCAUACACUAUCUAUUUACGAUCGUUAAAUGUUGGCGCUUAUUUAAUAAUUGUCUUUAAUUUGCCUAUCCUUUACACAUACAUACAUCUAUAUAAAUAUAUAUAUAUAUACAACAUGAAUACAUCUAUCUGUUAUAAUACGAUGAAAGUGGAUAUAUGUAUCUAUAAACACACACACACACACACACACACACACAUUACAUCAACUCUGUACAUAUGUAUGUGCUACAUAAUGAAUUAAACUUGGAUGAUUGUUGCCGAGACCGAAACCGAAACAGGAACCGCAUUAUAGUCACAAUCGCCACCAAGAGUCGCCUUUAUCGUUUAAUUAAAGCAUUAAGCGCGUGUUUUUAAUAAUAUUAAUAAUAGUAUGCAUGCACUUUCAAUAAUGUAUUAUAGAUUUAGUAGAGCAUUGGUCCAUACAUAUAUAACCCGUGACUCUCACUGAAGCUGGCAACAGAUUAGAUCCUAAGUGACGGCAACUUGCAACAUUAACAGUAUAAAGUAACGAUAAUAACAA
Drosophila virilis is the source of this 1788-nucleotide messenger RNA. RefSeq names its product F-actin-capping protein subunit alpha (gene cpa). Gene Ontology annotation, biological process: barbed-end actin filament capping; actin cytoskeleton organization. Gene Ontology annotation, cellular component: actin cortical patch; F-actin capping protein complex. The record is from RefSeq and is a predicted model, not a curated record. Lineage: Eukaryota; Metazoa; Arthropoda; Insecta; Diptera; Drosophilidae. Gene Ontology annotation, molecular function: actin filament binding.